This is a messenger RNA of Aspergillus aculeatinus CBS 121060, 654 nucleotides long. RefSeq lists its product as uncharacterized. The transcript has a single exon. Lineage: Eukaryota; Fungi; Ascomycota; Eurotiomycetes; Eurotiales; Aspergillaceae. The coding region runs from base 98 to 553 and encodes 151 amino acids. The record is from RefSeq and is a predicted model, not a curated record.
ACAAUUUCCCUCUCUUCCUCCUACUCCCACCGACCUCGGCCAUCGGACCAGAAUCAGCAUGUCAAACACCCCCAGUCUCAGGUUCAGUAUGGGGUAGAUGCACUCCAACCUUGGCAUUCUGCACGCAGCUUGCAGCUCGGGGGAAUACUCCCAAACUGCUUCCUUUCGACAUGGAGUUUCGGGGUGUUUGAUCCCGAUGCUCGGAUACUUACCCUCCUCGUGGACUCUAGCAUCCUUUCACCUACGAAUAGAGUCGUCGAACGGAGACAGAAGCGCAAACAAGCCCGCCGAUCGACAGGGUUCAAGGGUACAAAGUGCUAUAUCCUCGGGUCUACGGAAGCGGGCGAGCAAGGGGAAGGGGGGACCGUGCGGAGCGCAGGGUGUAUUCUGGGGGAUUUUUCCCACCUGUGAGGGUGGAUAUGACGUGAUGAAAGGAGCUGGAGUUCUGCAGGAUGGAUGUCGAGUGGAUAUUGGCAGGGUGACAGGGUCGAUGUCAAAGGGUGUAGUUCCGUUUCGAUCUGGGAUUAGCGGGGCGGGAAAUGAGAUGCGUUAGUUUGUUAGUUUGGUAGUUUGGGGGGGCGUGACGGAGUGAAAGAGCGGGGUACAGAUUGUGGAUCUUACUUGGGUGGUGCUGGGCGUCAAGCGCGGUGGUUA